AUGGCCUCACAGUCCAGAGUUCUUCCCCUGCCCACAUAUCGCGACCCGAACUACGAUUCGGACACUUCAUUCGAAAACUACUACCUUAAUUACGCAGAAGAACAACAACAAAACAACCGGCAAACCGAAGGACCGGAAAAGAACGAAAUAAUCGACGACACCGCCACCAGUACUCCCUCCGGCAAGAAACGGCGGUCCGCCGCCACACCGGAUAAUUCCCUGAGCCCGCAAAGCACCGUAACGGAAACCACACAAUUACAAAACGGGGGCCCGGUUUUGUUCGCGAGGCGAGUUCUGCGGGCAUCGGACCUCAACAAGAAGCAACACCGGCUUUCCUUGCCGUGCAAGCAAGUGAUGACGUCGAGCCUCCACAAGGUUUUCACGGAAACCGAGAUUGAGAGUCUCAAGAGAGGAAAAGCGGUCGGGACAAAGCUGGUUGACCCAGCGGGUGACUCACAUGAUGGGAAUGUGAGGCUGACUCAGUCGGGCCCCACCUCGUAUUGUUAUGCGGUCGGGAAGCCGUGGGUGAGAAUUGUGGAGAAGAACGGUUUUGGGGAAGGGAUGGUUCUCCAAGUGCGGGCCGACCGGGAGGAAGAGACGGGGAAGCUCCGGUUCAUUCUUGAAAGAGGGGAAUAG
Striga asiatica is the source of this 636-nucleotide messenger RNA. The record is from the annotation of a GenBank genome assembly. NCBI's taxonomy places the organism in Eukaryota, Viridiplantae, Streptophyta, Magnoliopsida, Lamiales, Orobanchaceae.